AAUCAGGCUGCAGGCAUUCACAAAUGCAAUCAGCUGCAGCCAAUACAGCGUGCUUCAAGUGGACUAGCUAUAAAAGCUCUGCUGCACUUGGGGAGGUGUGGUGUUGCUGUGCUUAUUGGGUGAUAUUUGUCACAACCAUGGUGUCUGAUACAACAUUCAGGUUGCUAUGGAUUUGUGUUCUGAUGAGUGGUGUAUACAACAUGUCGCACUCGGCACAUGUGUAUCUUCCAAUUGACACCUCUUCAACUAUGGUGUCAGCACCUGUUGCAGCCCUAGCCGCAGCUCCAGCCCAGGCCUCAGCACUUGUGUACUAUGCCCAACCCAGUGGUCCCCAGACUGGGGCUCAGCCUGCCGUUGCUCCUGCCACAUCUCCAGACAAGAUGUCAGCACCUGUUGCAGCCGCAGCUCCAGUCCAGGCCUCAGCACCUGUGUAUGGGGGCUAUGCCCAACAGAGUGGUCCCCACACUGGGGCUCAGCCUGCCGUUGCUCCAGCCCAGAGUGGUGGUGGUGGCGGAGGGGCAGUGUCCGUUUCUAACGACCAGGACGGUCCCACGCCAGAAGAAGAGCGACUUCUAGUCCUCACCGCACCGUCAGGAUUUCAAAGCCGCUACGUGGUCCGCUCCUUCAACCGCUACUCGCGAGGGAAACGGGUCUUUUCUCAAACCACCUACAUCCCACUGGACUUUCCUCCUCCUCCUCCAUCUGUGUCUGAUGCUGAGCAAGAGGAACAGACUCUGGAGGUUACACCAGCUAAGAAAGGCUGAGGUUUUCCAGUUGGAUCCCUUCCAGGUGCUGUAAUCUGCAUGACGUCCGUUUCCUCUGCCCUGUGAUACGAUUUGAAUAAAGGCAUCACUGAAACCCCA
Messenger RNA from Engraulis encrasicolus (European anchovy), 863 nucleotides. RefSeq lists its product as uncharacterized. NCBI's taxonomy places the organism in Eukaryota, Metazoa, Chordata, Actinopteri, Clupeiformes, Engraulidae. The record is from RefSeq and is a predicted model, not a curated record. The coding region runs from base 24 to 764 and encodes 246 amino acids. The transcript has 4 exons.